AUGACAUCGCGGCCGUUUGUUAAUACUUUUAUCCAUCUCAGCUCUCCGUCGGCCAGUCAUUGGUCAGAUCACACAAACCUCAUACAUGCUCUGUUUGCAGCUGAGUUUCCAGGCCGAGGGCGGCAUCCGCGUUGCUCUGAACAGAUGAGGGGGCUGGGCUUUGCGGCGCUAUCGUUACAUGUUCUGUUGUGCCUGGCUAAUGGCGUUUCCUCUCGCCGCACGAGCUCCUACGUGCGCUCGGAGUUCCCGUCCACCGAUAUGCCUCUGGACAGCGAGUGGUUUGCGACUCCCAAGGGCUACAAUGCUCCACAGCAGGUUCAUAUCACGCAAGGUGACUAUGAUGGAAAGGCUGUCAUAGUAUCAUGGGUCACUCCGUCGGAACCUGCGCCGAGUCAAGUGUUUUACAGUAAAGAAGAGAACCGCUAUGAUCAGAAAGCCGAAGGGACAAUGACAAAUUAUACAUUUUACGACUAUAAAUCUGGAUACAUACACCAUUGCCUUGUUGAUGGCCUUGAGUACAACACUAAAUAUUAUUACAAGAUAGGUACUGGAGAUUCAGCUCGAGAAUUUUGGUUUCAAACACCUCCAGCAAUUGACACAGAUGCAUCAUACACGUUUGGCAUCAUAGGUGAUCUGGGGCAAACAUUUAAUUCUCUAUCAACUCUUCAACAUUAUUUGAAAAGCGGAGGAGAAAGUGUUCUAUUUGUUGGGGAUUUAUCAUAUGCUGAUAGAUAUCAACAUAACGAUGGUAUUCGUUGGGAUUCUUGGGGUCGAUUUGUUGAACGUAGCACUGCAUAUCAGCCAUGGAUAUGGAAUUCUGGAAAUCAUGAAAUAGAAUACAGGCCUGAUCUGGGAGAAACUUCUACAUUUAAGCCAUAUCUGCAUAGAUAUUCAACACCAUAUUUGGCAUCGAAGAGCAGCUCCCCAAUGUGGUAUGCAGUCAGGCGUGCAUCUGCUCAUAUUAUCGUGCUCUCCAGCUAUUCUCCUUUCGUAAAAUACACUCCCCAAUGGAUGUGGCUGAGGGGUGAACUCAAGCGUGUGGACAGGGAGAAGACACCUUGGCUUAUUGUUCUCAUGCAUGCUCCCAUGUACAACAGCAAUAACGCGCAUUAUAUGGAGGGCGAGAGUAUGAGGGCUGCUUUCGAGAAGUGGUUUGUCAAGUACAAGGUGGACUUGGUGUUUGCAGGCCAUGUCCAUGCCUAUGAGAGAUCGUACCGGAUAUCUAAUAUCAACUACAACGUAACAUCUGGGAACCGAUACCCGGUGCCAGACAAAUCCGCUCCCGUUUACAUCACGGUUGGCGAUGGAGGCAACCAGGAAGGACUCGCCUGGAGGUUCAAUGACCCGCAGCCGGACUACUCGGCAUUCAGGGAGGCGAGCUUCGGGCACUCGACCCUGCAGCUGGUGAACCGGACGCACGCCGUGUACCAGUGGAACCGGAACGACGACGGGAAGCACGUGCCCACGGACAACGUGGUGUUCCACAACCAGUACUGGUGA
Messenger RNA from Triticum turgidum subsp. durum (durum wheat), 1500 nucleotides. Lineage: Eukaryota; Viridiplantae; Streptophyta; Magnoliopsida; Poales; Poaceae. The record is from the annotation of a GenBank genome assembly.